UUACGACGGCUUUUGGAAGUUUCGUUUCAUUUUGUGAUGGCUCAAAAUCGGUUGUCGAAUGUAACGGUGGAACAAGUGAAAGCUGCCAUGAGAGACAUUUUGCAAACCUUUGAGAAACCAGAAAACAAGGCUAAAAUACGGGAAAUUGAACAGGAUGCAGGAAAUGACUUGGUAAAGCUUCUUCAAGAUCGACUGCCAUUUGCUGCCGAGAUUCAGCAAGAGGUGAUAAAAAGUCAUGGCUUUUCAGAUGAUGGGGAUCAAGGUUCCCUUACAUUCACACAUGCCAUCAAGUUAUUCGAAAGAGAUGAUGAAGAAAUUGCUAAAAUGGCCGCAGAUCUGAAGACAAGAUUCAUUCCACUUCUACCACACCCACCUCUCUUUGUUCCAAGGGAUGUCACAUGAUCAAAAUUGCCCCAAAUUUUGAU
Messenger RNA from Orbicella faveolata, 425 nucleotides. RefSeq names its product protein C10-like. The record is from RefSeq and is a predicted model, not a curated record. Gene Ontology annotation, biological process: post-embryonic development. Lineage: Eukaryota; Metazoa; Cnidaria; Anthozoa; Scleractinia; Merulinidae.